GCACCGCGCCCCAUGAUGUUCCCAACAGCUGACAGACGGUGAAAGCCUCUGCCAGAGAGCUGUCGGUGGAAGAGAGAGUAGCCUCUCGUCGGUAGCCUAACACGGACUGAAAAAUACAUGUCGCUCAUUGCUGGACUUUGGACCGCUUCACAACAAGGGCUGCCGUCGAGUAUCUCGCUUAUGUAAAAAAAAAAAUAAUAAUAAAAACAAACAUUUGGUUUGCAUCCUGACUUUUUUUUUCCCCACCAGAUUGGGAGCUGGAGACAUUUCGCUGCCAGCUAACUUCCACAAUAGGUCGCUGCGUCGCCGGGACUGCUGCAUGUGUUUUAUUUGAGCUUUAACACUUUGACUCCAGAGCCUCUUCCAGCUGUGCCCAAUGCUGAGGAAUGGAUAGUGUGUCUGCUAAAGGUGGGAAGAUGGUCGAGAGUGAUGAGCAGCCGAAGAGGGAUAGCGGCGGCGGUGGCGGCGGCGGCGGAGGUGGCGCAGCGAUGGCCGCACUACAUCAAUGCGAACUCAUCCAGAAUAUGAUUGAAAUCUCCAUCUCCAGUUUACAGGGGCUACGGACCAAAUGCGCCGCGUCCAACGACCUCACACAGCAAGAAAUACGCACUUUAGAGGUGAAGCUGAUGAAAUACAUCUGUAAACAGCUGCAGUGCAAGCAGAAAGUGCCAGAGACGGAGAGGCCCGAGGCCCUGGACAGCUACCCACACUUACGAGACUGGCUACGCACUAUCAACCUGAGACCGGAGCUCAUCGAGGCAGUGGAAGCAAAGUUGUCCUUGGAUGCCUUACUGCAGAUGACAGGUGCUCAGGUGAGAGACACUAUGCGAAGACUAGGGUCCAGUUCAGAAGAAUGUGCCAGGCUCAGUGCUGCCCUCUCCUGUCUGAAGAGUGCCACUGAAUCAGGAGGUGAACUGAGGGAAGACGGCGGCCCCUGGUUGUCUGAGCCCACGAGGAGGGACAGUGGCUCUCUACUGACUGCAGAUCAGCUCACCAACCUAGGGACUCCACUCCGUGCUCACAGUCCCUCGCCUCUCGCCCGCCCAUCCACCAUCCAGUCCACCCCAUCCACCCCCUGCGCUACCUUCCCUCAUCCCCGCUCGGGCUCUGUGUCAGCGGUGCCCACACCCGAGGCGCUGGCGUCGUAUGGCCACUGCGACAGCCCUCUCACAGAUCCAUUCCCGAUGUCCUUAGCCCGCGCGGCUCGGCUCCACGGACACUCUUCCACCCCACCCAUUACUCCGCCCUCGAAGAGGCGUCACCGACUGAAGCCCCCCUGCACCCCUCCACCUCCGUCCCGCAAAGUGCUGCAUCUGCUUCCCAACAUCACCCUGACGCGCAGCAAAAGCCACGAGUCGCAGCUGGGCAACCGCAUUGAGGACCCACCCACCAACAAGUGUGUUAAAAAGAACAAGUUGCUCCUGAAUAUGCAAGUGAACGGGAACGGAUGCGAGGACUCGCCUUCUCGUUACCCCGUCAUGACUGCGCGCACUCCCGGAGUCACCCCGGCUGCCACCACAGCGUCGUACACUCUUCCCGGCACUCCCACCCUCCUGGAAGAGCACAGCACGAUUAAGAAUAACGUAGCAGUCCAUCGCAACUCCCCACAAGCAGUGAGGAGGGACAUAGGCCUAGCAGUCACACACAGGUUUUCAACCAAGUCCUGGCUGUCCCAGACGUGUCAGGUGUGCCAGAAGAACAUGAUGUUUGGGGUUAAGUGCAAACACUGUCGGUUAAAGUGCCACAACAAAUGCACAAAAGAAGCCCCGUCCUGCAGAAUCUCCUUUCUACCAAUCGCCAAAAUUCGGAGGACGGAGUCUGUUCCAUCCGAUAUAAACAACCCUGUGGACCGGCCGGCAGAAGCGCCACAGUUUGGCACACUACCAAAGGCCAUCACGAAAAAGGAUCAUCCACCAGUGCUGAACCAGUUGGACUCCAGCAGCAAUCCGUCCUCCACCACCUCGUCCACACCUUCCUCCCCGGCACCUUUCCAGCAGAGCAACCCCCCCAGCGCCACUCCGCCACCCAACCCUUCGCCCAAAGGCCAUCGGGACAGCCGCUUCAACUUCCCGGACAUCUCCAGUCCUUCUCAUUUGCACCCCGAUGUCCUCCAGGACACUGUCAGUGAGAUAGAGCAAUCUGCGGAUGACAUCCAUGCCGAGCUGGUGGAAGACGAGGAUGAAGAGGAAGGGGAAGAGGAAAUCGAGGUCGAAGAUGACGACCCCGAAGCCGAGGAGGAGAACGAAGACGACGAGGAAGAAAACGAGGACGAAGGGGAAGAUGAGGAUGACGGGGAGGACAUCCGGAUGAACGUGGGCUCAGACGGUGAAUGCGACGAGCUGGAUGAUCUGCCCAGCUCUCGGGGAAACCAGUGGAAGGGCCCCAUCUCGCGCAAGCCGAGCCAGACCAGUGUCUACCUGCAGGAGUGGGACAUCCCCUUUGAGCAGCUGGAUCUCGGAGAACUCAUAGGAAAGGGUCGCUGGGGCAAAGUCCACAAGGGUCGGUGGCACGGCGAGGUCGCUAUCCGACUUCUUGAGAUCGAUGGGAACAAUCAGGACCAUCUGAAGCUCUUUAAAAAGGAGGUGAUGAACUACAGACAGACCAGGCAUGAGAAUGUGGUCCUCUUCAUGGGGGCCUGCAUGGCACCACCCCACCUAGCCAUCAUCACCAGUUUCUGUAAAGGGAGGACGCUGUAUUCAGUCGUCAGAGACACUAAAAACACUUUGGAUAUUAAUAAGACGAGACAAAUUGCCCAGGAGAUUGUGAAGGGCAUGGGCUACCUGCACGCGAAAGGCAUCGUUCACAAAGACUUGAAGUCAAAGAACGUCUUUCACGACACCAAUAAGGUCGUGAUCACCGACUUCGGGCUGUUUGGGAUCUCUGGAGUCGUUCAGGAGGGGAGGCGUGAGAACAAACUUAAACUUCCACACGGUUGGAUUUGUUAUCUCGCACCAGAGAUCGUGCGCAGGAUGAGCCCAGGUAACAACGAGGACCGCCUUCCUUUUUCCACCUCAGCAGAUGUGUACGCCUUUGGCACCAUUUGGUAUGAGCUUCAAGCUAGAGACUGGCCAAUCACCAACCAGCCUGUGGAAGCUACCAUCUGGCAGGUGGGGAGCGGAGAGGGAAUAAAGAAGGUCUUGGCGGAGAUCAGCCUUGGCAAGGAGGUCACUGAGAUCCUCUCCGCCUGCUGGGCGUACGACCUGAGAGAGAGGCCGACCUUCACGCAGCUGGCCGACAUGCUGGAGAAGCUGCCCAAACUCAACCGUAGGCUGUCCCACCCCGGACACUUCUGGAAGUCUGCAGAACUAGCUUCUCCACUUCCUGCUGCCACACGGCGUCGCCGCAACGACUUCGCUCUCGCACCAUGUUUCGCACCCAUUUGAUUUUCGGUGUAAACUCAGCAGUGAAGGGCCACAAAUGAUUUUAAAAGAAGUUCGAAAAUGAAUCGUACCAUGAUUUCUUGAUUUGAACUCACCCGGCCUGACCUAUUUUUAUGUAAUGAAUGUCUUUUAACUAAUCUACGUGUAUGUAAUACCUUGCUGCUUUUCAAAUUGUGCUUUCUUCACUGUUACACUUUCACUAACCGUCUAACGUUUGUGUUUUCCUUUUGCUCUCUCCUCUCUUUUUCUUUUUUUUUUUUCUAAUCUAGGUUGUAGCAGUCGCUCUGAAACAUAAGCAAUGCAAAACAAAGCCUGGGUCUGCCUUGCAUGCUCCUGUAUCCUUAACUCUUACAGGAUUGAUCAAAGCAUUGCCUCUGCCUGAAACAGACACUGCUUCCACUAAUCCACAGUCUGAUCUUCCAUGUUUAACCGUUGCGUUUUCUUGUCGGGAAGAGAGGGAGGAUCGGUGGAGUGAGGUGUGGCAGGGAUGUGGCGGCGGUGGGGGGGACUGUCGUCGUCCUCCUCCGCUUUCCCCUCCUUUUUCGUCUAAUCUCUUUGCCUUCCUUUUUUGGUUUUUGUUCUGUGACGUUGUUCGGGACUCUGAGGCUUGUGAAAUAACUGGCUUGUGGUGUCUGUGCUGAGACUGACUGGUGUGCUGUGGUCCGUGCCUGCUGAUGGCUGCCCUGUCCUCGGCCUGCUCACCUUUCUCUGUGCUGCUGUGAUGUGGUUGUUCUCGCCGGGGGUGGGGGUUGGCGAGCGGGGUGGGGUGCCCUGACCACCCGGCUCUUUUUUUUUUUUUUCUCUGAAACACACACACACACGACGAACACACUGCUGGACAUAAAAAUGGACCCUACUACCAAAUGGACCACUUCAUUUAUCUAUGUUUUCCCUGAGGGGUUGACACACGUUUGACAGGCUGCUUUUGAGUGAUGUUCUCAAACCAACUGCCUCUCUGUUCCUCUCUCUAGGUUUUUAAUGUUUGUGUGAUGGCAUGUGCUGAGAUGGUCACCAGCCCAUGUCUAGACACAAUAUGCACUUUGUCAACAGGAAAAAAAAUAAUAAUAAUCAUGAACUCUUUUUGUUGAUGUUGUUGUUAUUGUUGUUGUUUAGUUUGGUUUUGAAUAGUCAUAUUUGCAGUGUUGUUUUUUUAUUUUAUUAUUAUUAUUAUUUUUCUUCAGGAGGUUCUCAGAGGCUUGGACAGUGUGAUAUGCUCACUUUUAUGUUGUCUUUUUGGAGUAUAACCUGGUAAAUUCACUGUUUUUAUUGGAUGCAUUCGAAAACGGGGCACUGACAGAAGAUUUCUGCACGCUAAACGGCAGUCGAAAUGAAAAAGAAACAGGUGAAAUAUUCCCUUCAUCACUCACAAUCCACAUGGGAAUAAUAAUAAUGCUGGCUUAUUUAUGACUAUUUGAUAAUAAUGUCCAUCCAUUGAAGUUGUAAAGUGCACCUUAUGAGGAUGAGUUAUUUAGAAAGAUCCUUCCUUUUCAAGAAGUUGAGUGAUUUCGUUCUCAGCGCAAAAACAAAAAAAAAAUAUAUAGAUACAACAUAAAAAUCAGGAACCUGGCGCAAAAGUGUCCUAUGACUUCCUAAAACAUUACCUCUUGUGCGCGUUUGUGUAUACUGUUUGUGGUUGCUGGCUUCAGUUGGCGUGCUUGUAUUUAUGUGUCCUGUGUGUGUGCGUGCGUGCGUGUGUGCGUGUGUGUGUGUGGGUGCACAUGCGGCUGCGUGAGCGUACUGUGUUGGAAUACGUAGGUUUUGGUUUUCGUGAAAGACUGCGGUAAAUGUCGUGUUGCAAAUCCAAUGGUAUGUAAUGUACAUACAUUAUUUAAUGUAUAGCAAAUGAACCCGAUUCUUCUAAUAUUUGUAUAAACAUAUUUUAUAUGUAAAAUACAUCAUGACAUUUUUUGAAUAGGUACUGCUAUGGCUAUUACAGAUGUAUAUAUAUUUAUAUUUUUUUCAUGUAUAAAAUACUGUGUAAAAAGCUGUACAAUUUUUUUAGAAUGGGCCAAUACAUGUUUUUUUUAUGUUAUUGUAAAAAUUCAUAUUUUUGUAUUGCAUGUGACUUACCAUUCUGUACACGCAGUUUCUGUUUUCAUCCAUGGAAGACAAUAAAAUGAGGCUUGUCAUGUAA
Molecule: messenger RNA, 5514 nt
Organism: Larimichthys crocea (large yellow croaker)
Lineage: Eukaryota; Metazoa; Chordata; Actinopteri; Sciaenidae
Gene: ksr1a
Product: kinase suppressor of ras 1a
Exons: 20
Coding region: 387-3383 (998 amino acids)
Biological process (GO): Ras protein signal transduction; protein phosphorylation
Cellular component (GO): cytoplasm
Molecular function (GO): ATP binding; protein kinase activity
Source: RefSeq, a predicted model, not a curated record